GUUGAUAUUUUUUUCUUUUAUAUGUAAAUAUGCUCUUUAAGUUUUUUUUUUUUUAUUAUUUCAUUUUCAUCAUUUAUAUGUACAGAUGUGCUUUAAGUGUUUUUUAUUAAUUCAUUUUGAUCUUUUAUAUGUACAUAUGUUCGUUAAGUGUUUUUUUUAUUAUUUCAUUAAUAUAUGUGUCUUAAAAUAAAAGUAUUUUUUUUGUUAUUACAUUUGAUUUUGUUUCUGUUUGCACUUUCAAUAAUACGAAUAUAAUACAAUAAUACGAAGAUAGGAAUUCCGAGAAGGAUUAUCACUGCCUUAUCGGAAUUAUCAGUGCUCAGGUUAUAAACUUUGGCAGAUAGCAGUCAGUCCCGUCCGGCUAGUGAAGAAGUACCAAUUCAAAUAUACCCGAUUAAUAUUGCAGAUCCGUCUAAAAUAGUAAAAAUUAUUCUACAACUUGAGUGCAAAAUAAUCAAUACUAUGUAAAAAGAGACACUUUAUCAUAUAUUAAUUAAAUAUCCAAUAUACAAUGGUUUAAGAAGAAGAAUUUUAAGGAUAUGUAAAAUCAUAAUGUAAUGCAAAUAUUUAAGUCAAGCAAUAGAAGAUAUGAGAAAAUUAUAUUUUGUUUCCUUAUUACCGAAGGUAGAGAAGCUUUGUACUAGUAUUCGUACUCGUGCGAGAGAUUAAAAAAUUAAAAAUUAUGCUCAGAAUCGAAAAUUUUCACCCGCGUUUUACGUUUCAGACAUCAAAGAUCAAAUUUGGUUUCCAGAUUUUACGGAGGGCUUUGGGUUGUAGGAUUGGAUACGGGAAGAAUUUGAUGAUUUUUUGGAACCGCAUAUCUUAAUCCUAUUUAAUGAUGAUAAUGUAUAUGAGUUUUUUUUUUAGAAUAUUUGAAGUUUAGAUUGUUUUGUCAUGUAAGCGUUGUAGUGGUCGCAAUCUAUUGCCAGUUUUUUGUCUUUUCAGUCUAGUAUGAGGAUUGCAAGUAAGGCGUUUGUCAAGAAGGAAUCCUAGAUAACGGAUCAGUUCGAAAGUGAUCAGUGGAAUACUGUUAAAGGAUACUGUAGGAGAAGGUAUAGUAUGUUUACGACGAUGGGUUUCUGGUUUUAUGCCACCUGGCUAUUGCCCGAAGUUUCUCUGUUACUAAUAUGCUAUGAUGAUUUUGAAAAUUAGUUUCUCAGUAAUAUCUAGUUUUGGGGUGUGAUGUGUUGUUAUUGAUGGUGGUUUCUAUAGAUCUUUUGAAUUCUUCAAUAGCAGAAUCAAUCUGCAUUUUAACGAAGUAUUUAAAUCUAGAUUGUUUUCUAGGUCAUGAUGAAAGUUGUUCCAGUUUACUUUCCAUGUGAUUAGUGAUGAUUUGUGAUGGCUUAAAUCUAUAAGUUCAAUAACGAAACUUUAUGAAAUAAUAGAUAUUGGUAGUUGAAUUGGCAACAUUGUAUGGUACUAUAUGCAUUUCAACUAAUAAGCCAAUAUUUCGUAUUUAAUUUGUCUAGUAAACAAUCAUCCAAAUAUUGACAGAUCAACAUCGCCAUUCUUUGAAUAAGUAUAAAAAGUCUAAAACAUCCAGAAGGUGUCAAUCGUUCCCGGUUAUCACAGCCAUGAAGUUGUCAAUCUUUGCUGUCCUCGUCGGCUUGGCGGUAUGCAGCAAUGCCUUCUCGAUCAGUGGCUUCAUCAGUUCUGUUGCUAAACAUCAGCAAGAGAACGUCCAAUUGGUUUCUGAUCAAGCUAUAAGUAACAUCAAUCAGAUAGCAGGAAACAUCAAGUCAAAUAUAAAUGCUAUCCUCACUGGUAAUCCCUUCUUAGUUGCAUCGACGAUAGCCAACAACUGUGCUAACAUGGGGAAAACUGUUUUGAACCAACAAAUUAAGAAUAGUCAAAAAUACAUUGCUGAUGCAAUAGAGGAUUUGAAGCAAUUUCCUGAGAUUACUGAAAGCACAUAUAUUAACCAACCAUCUCCUGCUAUACCUGAAAGCACUAUUUCUGAUCAACAAUCUCCUGAUAUUACUGAAAGCACAGCUAUUAACCAACAAUCUUUUGCUGCUAUUGAAAGUACAGUUGACGUUCAGCAAUCCUCUGAUGCUACUGUAAAUACAGCUACUAACCAACAAUCUCUUGCUGUUACUGAAAUUACAGUUGCUGAUCAGUUACAAUCUGCUACCAGUGACAGCACAAUUGCCGAUCAGCAGUCUACUGAUGUUGCUAAAAGCACAACUACUGUCCAACAACCCUCUGAUACUACUGAAAGCACAAUUACUAACCAGCAACCUCCUGAUGGUGCUGAAAGUACAGUUGACGUCCAGCAAUCCCCUGCAUCAUCUACAAAUGCUGAAAAUGCAUCUUUAAUAUCGGAUUGCAAGACUGAACCAGAAAUGUCUGGAACUAGCGAAGGGAUGUUUGAUAGCUCUACCACUCCUCAAACAGAUACCAUGGCGGAUGGACCAUUAGACCAAAAUGAAAAUACAGCUUCUUCAGACAAACUAACAGUGAUAGGCAAAUCAGAAAGGCCUGAAGUAUUAUCAGAAAAUGAAACCAUUUUCCCUUCUAAAGAAAAGAUACCGCCUGAAAAAAAUCAACAUCGCCAUUCUUUGAAUAAGUAUAAAAAGUCUAAAACAUCCAGAAGGUGUCAAUCGUUCCCGGUUAUCACAGCCAUGAAGUUGUCAAUCUUUGCUGUCCUAGUCUGCUUGGCGGUAUGCAGCCAUGCCUUCUCGAUCAGUGGCUUCAUCAGUUCUGUUGCUAAACACCAGCAAGAGAACAUCCAAUUGGUUUCUGAUCAAGCUAUAAGUAACAUCAAUCAGAUAGCAAAAAACAUCAAGGCAAAUAUAAAUGCUAUCCUCACUGGAAACCCCUUCUUAGCUGCAUCGACGAUAGCCAACAACUGUGCUAACAUGGGGAAAACUGUGUUGAACCAACAAAUUAAGAAUAGUCAAAAAUACAUUGCUGAUGCAAUAGAGGAUUUGAAGCACAAUCAGCAGUCUCCUGAUGUUGCUAAAAGCACAACUACUGUCCAACAACCCUCUGAUACUACUGAAAGCACAAUUACUAACCAGCAAUCUCCUGAUGGUGCUGAAAGCACAGAUACGAAUCCAAAGCCUUCUGCUUCUACAGAAGGCUCACCAACUGACCAGCAAUCUCCUGGUGCUACUGAAAGUACAGUUGACGUCCAGAAAUCCCCUGCAACAUCAACAAAUGCUGAAAAUUCAUCUUUAAUGUCGGAUUGCAAGUCUGAACCAGAAAUGUCUGGAACUAGCGAAGGGAUGUUUGAUAGCUCUACCACUCCUCAAACAGAUACCACGGCGGAUGGACCAUUAGAUCAAAAUGAAAAUACAGCUUCUUCAGACAAACUAACAGUGAUAGGCAAAUCAGAAAGUUCUGAAGUAUUAUCAGAAAAUGAAACCAUUUUCCCUUCUAAAGAAAAGUUACCGUAUGAAAAAAGUGAAAUUUCAACGAUUGGACAUGAAAAUCAGAUAGAAAACGCUGGUGAUUUCGAAAAGACCCAUAUUUCACCAGCAAAUUAUGGAACCAUUAAUGAAUUUGAAAAACUUACAAUACCAUCUGCUAGUGGAUCUAUUAUUUCUCAUAAAGAAGCUUAUGAAAAUAUGCUUCCUCUUCCGCUCAUGGCCAAACAGGAUUCGUCUAUAUCAUCGUUGUUAAAGAAGUGGUUACUUUAUAGGAGGCCAUUACAAUUUCUCUUCUUUUUUCCGUAUAUUCACGCACCAAUCAACGCCUAA
Messenger RNA from Nezara viridula (southern green stink bug), 3704 nucleotides. Lineage: Eukaryota; Metazoa; Arthropoda; Insecta; Hemiptera; Pentatomidae. The record is from the annotation of a GenBank genome assembly.